Messenger RNA from Columba livia (rock pigeon), 2907 nucleotides. RefSeq names its product DLG associated protein 5 (gene DLGAP5). Bases 191 to 2755 code for a protein of 854 amino acids. Gene Ontology annotation, biological process: chromosome segregation; regulation of mitotic cell cycle; kinetochore assembly. Gene Ontology annotation, molecular function: microtubule binding. Gene Ontology annotation, cellular component: spindle pole centrosome; cytoplasm; nucleus. The transcript is spliced from 19 exons. NCBI's taxonomy places the organism in Eukaryota, Metazoa, Chordata, Aves, Columbiformes, Columbidae. The record is from RefSeq and is a predicted model, not a curated record.
UCGCCUCCCUCACUCCGCUAGCCAAUGAGCGGCAAGUGCGAGUGGGGAAAUUCUCGGCGCAGCCAAUGAGAAUCAAGCGUGGCUAUCCAGGGCAACCAAUAAACAGCCGGUUCAGCGAUUUCGGCUCUGCCCAUCAACCGUCGGCCGUGAGCGGACCAAUGAGAGCUUGCGGGCGGGUUGGGACUGACCAAUGAGCGUUGGCAGGAUAAUCAAGAUGGCUGCAGCCUCCCAGUUUGCCAGUCGAUACAAGAAGGAUUUGAGUACGGAAACCCUCAGAGCAAAAGUUGCGCGCAGGAAAUCGAUGCUUCAAAAGGAGAACAGACACAAGUUGUUUGAAAAGGGCAGACAGUUUGGAUUGGCAGAUGUCAAUGUUCAGCUCCCAAAUGAGAGGGGAAAUUCUCAACCAAAUGAUAAGAGUGAAAAGUGCUCUCAGGAGAACAGCAGUGUAAAACAGAAUGCAGCUACCAAGAGGAUUGCUGACCGCAGGGAAAUGCUCCAGCGCUAUAAGGAAGAAAAGGAACUUCGAAAACUGAUAGAGCAAAGAGAGAAAGCAAAAAAGGGUGUGUUUAAAGUUGGGUUAUAUAGACCAACUGCACCUGGAUUUCUUUCACAUGUCACUGCAGAUCCUGUGACAGUGAAGCCAAGAGAAGAGAAGGUGGCUCCUGCUUCCUCCGGGAGGAUUACCCGAUCAAAGGCCAGGAACCAAGAAGAAAAACCUGUGAUACCAACUGCAUCUAAGCACUCUACGGUCUCUGCCAAUGGACAUGGUGUGCGCCCUACGCAAGCAGGACGUAAACAGACGAGCACAGACAAAGUGGCAGAAAAAGAGAAAGUGUUACAGCCUGCCAUCCAGUCAACCUCCAACAUCCGGAUCACUAGAGCAGCCGCCUCUGCAGCCAGGCAGAUGAUGAAAACAGCUGCUACUGCUGGUAACCAGUCACAGAGAAAGAUGACAAAUGUGGGAAGGCAGAAGAAAGCAGUCAAACCUGAUGUCACGGAGGUAAUUCCUUCCAAAGGUGAAGUGAAUAAAAACACUCAACUGGAUCCGGCGAUGAAAGAUUCUGCAGCUGAUUCUAAACAUUCGGCAUCAGUAGAACUUCAACAGGAACAAACCUCAGUGGAAAACAACAAUUCUGCUCCAGGGAGACCCAGAACACGUUCUUUUGCACCUCAAAACUUUGUGUUUCAACCAUUAAGUGGAUUAGCGACUUACAAAGUUACUCCCAUGACUCCUUCUAGAGCAAAUGCAUUUUUGACACCUAAUGCCUUCUGGGAUUUUUCGAAAUCUCCAAUUAAUAUAACUGAAAAAUCCAGUGGAACUGUGGCACAAGAGCCUAAUUUAAAAAGUCAGGUUUCACCUGCUGCUAAAAGCAUUCAAGAAGAGCAAAUCACUACAAGUUUGAAAGGAGACACAGCAAAUGAAUCUGAUGAGAAAACUCUCAUUGAGAGAUUGAAUGAAACAAGCCCUGUCUCUACAGAUACAACAACGCCCGAAACAAAGUCGGAUGAUAUAAAAGAGCAAGAGCAUGAUGUGCCGUAUUUCAGAAACAUUCUUCGGUCUGAGACAGAGAGGCUGAUGUCUCAGUGCCUCCAGUGGGAUGGAAAACUUGAGCUGGACAUUCCAGAGGAUGCUAAAGAUCUUAUUCGCACCACAAUUGGUCAGACCAGACUGCUCAUAGCAGAAAGGUUUAAACAGUUUGAAGGACUGGUGGAUAAUUGUGAAUUUAAACGAGGUGAAAAAGAAACAACGUGUACAGACUUAGAUGGAUUUUGGGACAUGGUUAACUUUCAGGUAGAAGAUGUGAAUAAAAAAUUUGAUAAUCUGAAGAAGCUUCAAGACAAUGAGUGGCAACCACUUGAUGUCCCAAGCAAAGCAAUUGUCAAGAAAAAGACUGUUCCAAAUGGAGUGGCCAAACCAAAGCUGGGAGCGGCUGGAAGAACUGCUGCCCGAAACCGGCUCGCUGCUAUAAAAGCAGCAAUGAGGGAUAAAAUGAAGCAUGAUGGAGCUGCUGAAUGUACACAUCAGGAGAAGCUGCCAGACGUAGAAAAAGUGGUUUUCGAAGGGGGAUUUUUCAGAAUUGAAAGCCCCGUGAAAACAUUUGCAGGCUUGCUUUCGAAGACCCCUCGCAGAUCUUCCCAGCGGACUCUGGAAAAACUGGCGACUUCAAGAUCAUCCAGCAGAGCUUCGCUUCGUAACGUUCCUCCUGCUCCUGGUGAGCCCGAGGGCACAACCGCAAACCAGACAACACCGCUGCUCCGAGGCUUCCACCCAGCGCAACAGUUGCACAUGCACCAGGUUCCUACCGGAAAAACUCCCCCACUGGAAAAACUCCCCGGUGGUUUUCAUGAACAAAGCAUUUCUGCAGUUGCAGAAGAGCACUGUCCUGUUGCUGGCAGAGCAGAGGAAACUAAGGUGCUGGAAAAUUCUAGCAGUGAAUUAAAAGUAACAGAUGGCACAGAGGAGAUGGAACUAGCUGCUGCAGAAGAACAGGGACAAGAUGUUGUCAUGUGCAGCCCAGACAAGGAGGCCUGCACAGGGAAUAACUUUGCUCAGUCUGGAGAACCAAAAAUACAUCCAACAGAAGUUUCAUGUGGUGAUUUGACACCCAUUGCCAGCAAUCCUUUUGAUACGCCCAUGCUGGAUGCUGAGCUUCCCUUCACCCCGGUCAGGAGCAAAGCCCAGAAGUUUCCAGCAGCUGAAACAUUCACUGACCUCAUUGUAUUUUCUCCCCUUCCUCCCUCUGGGGGAAAAUGAAAAGCGACUUGAAUUUCAAAAUGGGUAAAUUACAUUAACAAACCCACAGAAGAUAUCUGUAAUAUAGUCUCUUACCUUCGAACUGUGUUCUGAGUGACUGAAUACCCGUGGUAUUUUGCUAGUGGAAUUUAUUAAAAUAUUUGGUGACGUUU